Molecule: messenger RNA, 429 nt
Organism: Danaus chrysippus (African queen)
Lineage: Eukaryota; Metazoa; Arthropoda; Insecta; Lepidoptera; Nymphalidae
Source: the annotation of a GenBank genome assembly
AUGCCGGUGGAUGCUGACUACUACUGCACAGACGUGGUGUCGCCUGGUUGUGAGCUGACGGGCCUUCGCACUUGGAAAGACAUUUGUCUUGUACGGAACUCACUCUUCCAACAUCAGAUCUUUGUUUGUGUUGGUGAGUGCGUGUGUGGAGCGGUGACGUUGAUACACGGGUGGCGACUGGCGACUGGCAGCGGUGGGCAACCCGCGGUGACCGUUGGACGGCUGCCCCUUCACGAUCCUGACACAGAAAGAAGUAUCAGCUGUACGGCUAUAGGAGUAGCCGCGUUCGCCGACACAGCGAGCGACGCUUACACGCAAAUUAUUAUAAGGUGUCGGGGUGCAUUGGACUGUGAUCUGUGGACGUUGUGUGACAAACGAGUGCAAUAUACUGAUAGUGCAAUCAUAUUGACAUUGUUGUUUAAAAAGUGA